Molecule: messenger RNA, 1485 nt
Organism: Coffea eugenioides
Lineage: Eukaryota; Viridiplantae; Streptophyta; Magnoliopsida; Gentianales; Rubiaceae
Product: cinnamoyl-CoA reductase 1-like
Exons: 6
Coding region: 203-1180 (325 amino acids)
Molecular function (GO): oxidoreductase activity, acting on the CH-OH group of donors, NAD or NADP as acceptor
Source: RefSeq, a predicted model, not a curated record
CACCUCCUCCUCCUCCUCCUCCUCCUCCUCCUCCAAUCGCCCUCUCCUUAAGGAUCGACGAAAUCUCUGCCUUGUCCGACCAAAAAAGAAUUAAUAUUCACAAAAAGAAAAGAAUAGAACUUCACCCACCUUCUUGAUCAGUCUAUAGUGAAUUUGGUGCUAAAAUACUAAUCCCACUACUGCUACUAGUAAGCAAUCAGACAUGGCAGCGUGGGAGGCUGAGAAGGACAGGACAGUGUGUGUUACAGGAGCAGGGGGAUACCUGGCAUCUUGGUUAGUCAAGCUACUCCUUUCCCGCCACUAUACUGUUCAUGCCACCCUCAGAAACCCCGACGAUGAGAAAUAUGUUCAUCUGAAGAAACUUGACAAAGCAGCUGAGAAUUUGAAACUCUUUAAGGCUGAUUUGCUGGAUUACAACUCCAUUUCUGCAGCCAUCAGGGGUUGUGAUGGCGUAUUUCAUGUAGCUAGUCCUGUUCCUUCAGGCUCUGUUCCCAAUCCUGAGGUUGAACUUGUUGAGCCAGCUGUAAAGGGUACCCUUAAUGUACUGAAGGCUUGUUCUGAAGCAAAUGUCAAGCGCGUUGUAGCGGUUUCCUCUCUUGCUGCUGUUGUAAUGAGUCCUAAUCUGCCUGAAGGUGAAAUUAUAGAUGAGAAGUGUUGGUCAGACGGAGAAUACUGCAAGGCAACAAAUAUCUGGUAUUGUUACUCCAAGACGGUUGCUGAAAGAGAGGCUUUACAAUAUGCAAAAGAAACUGGCCUUGAUGUUUUAACUGUAUGCCCAUCCUAUGUUUUUGGCCCCAUGCUUCAGCAUGACGCAAAUGCUAGCAGCCUAAUUCUUAUAAAGCUCUUGAAAGAAGGAUGUGAGGAAACAGAAAACAAAUUCUACAACACAGUAGAUGUGCGUGAUGUGGCCGAGGCACUGCUUUUGGUUUACGGGAGACCUGAAGCUGAAGGCCGGUACAUAUGUUCACCUCACCUCACCACGACAAAACAUAUGGUGGAAACUCUGAGGAAAAACUAUGCCAACUACAAGUACCCUAAGAGACUUAUAGAGGUGAAGGAUCAAAGCCGAUGGAAUAUUAGCUCAGAAAAAUUGGAGAGGCUAGGCUGGACAUAUAGACCUGUGGAAGAAACCCUUGUUGACUCUGUCGAAAGCUACAAGCAGGCUGGGAUCUUAGAUUGAUAGGGUGCUUCUGUUGUGCGUUAAUGCACCUGUGUUUUAUAAAAAGGCAAAAAAAGUACUGAGAGAAUAAGGCCGUUUUGAUGCAAGUUACCUACAAAUACGGUUAAAAGAAAAUAUAGAAAAAUAAAAAGAAAAAAUAUCUAAAUUUUCUGAUUCAUCUCCUCCCUUACUCUCAACAUCCUUCUCCCUCCUCCCCCUCCUCUCCAUAGUUCCUCUCUUUCGCCAUACAUACAAGUCAGAUAAUGUCAAUUCGGUGCUGCACAAAUACAGUAUAAUGCCAAUUCAGUGCUUGAGUAUUUAUUUGU